GAGCUCGUCGCGGCCGUCCGCGCUGACAUCGAGCUGAUCGAGAUCGCGGGCUACACGCUGCAGCAGGCCCUGGACAGGUUCCUGACCACGCUGACUGGGGCGCCCCUGGCCCCCCCCGAGGCCGGCCCCCCCCCGGCUGGCGCGCCCAAGGGCGCGCCCGCGGCGGCUCCGGCGGAGGCUGCGGAGGAUGCGCGCGCCAUGGCCCGCGACCUGGUCACGCGGCUGUCCAGCGCGGCGGCGGGCGUCAAACCGGCCAUCCCGGGCUCGUCGGUGAGCUUCGACGUCCAGUUCAAGCUCACCGUCCCGGACGCGAGAACGGUGGCGGAGAGGCUGCGGGACUUCCACGGGCCCGCCGGGCCGCCCAUCCCGGUGCAGAUCCUCGAGGAGGAGGCGGGCCGCCCCUGGCGCCGCCAGGCGGCGUCCGCCUGGAGCGCGGAGAAGGGCGGGGACAGCCGCCUCUUGGUUUUGCGCCUCCGCAUCCCGUGCCGGUCUUCGCUGAAGAAGAACACGGGGGCUUCCGCGCAGUGGUCGCCGACCACGAACCAGGUCGUCGUGAAGGCCGUCAAGCUCAACAUCACCGAGUACGCCGCGCGCUGGGUGGCAGCGUUCGGGCCCGUGAACCAGGUGAGCCCGUCGCCGGGCUCGUUCAUCCCAACGGGGGCGGCGCCGCCGCCAGGCCAGCCGUCCGUGGCGGCCCGGCUGCAGCGGGGGGCAGCGGCGGCGAGGCGCCUGGGGGCGGACGCCGCAGGCCCGGCCGCUUAG
Molecule: messenger RNA, 762 nt
Organism: Prorocentrum cordatum
Lineage: Eukaryota; Dinophyceae; Prorocentrales; Prorocentraceae
Source: the annotation of a GenBank genome assembly